GCAAUUCUAUAGCAUUACUGUUGUCAGUAAGUCAGGAAGCGAUUAUAAUUAUUCUAAUACUAUUUUUUUCUUUCAAUUAAUGUGUUUUAUAUGAUGCAUUUUACUCGGAAAAAACAAAUUUACUAAAAAAUAAACUUCUAUCAUGGGGCUACAACCACUUGAAUUCGCGGAUUGCCUUACAGAUAGCCCCUACUUUCGUACAAAAUUAGCCGAACAUGAGAAAGAGUUAGAGCGUACAAGCAAGUUUAUAAAAACAUUGAUUCACCAUGGCAGAGAAGUCUACAAUGCAGCUAAACAAUUUUCUAAAGCACAGAAAGCCUUAGCUAAGGAUUUAAUGGAAUUUAAAUUUGAAUGUAUUGGAAACCAACUAACAGAUGAUGAAAUUUUUAUAUCUAAUUCCUUGUCCAAAUUUGGCAAGUUUAUUGAAACUAUUGAAGAGCACCGAGAUAUCUUGAUUUCUUCAGCAGAAGAUCAGUUUGUUAAACCUCUUGAUAAUUUUCGUAAGGAAAACAUUGGAGCAGCAAAAGAAGAGAAGAAGAACUUUGAUAAGCAGACAGCCAAGUUUUGUCAGUCACAAGAAAGGUAUCUUAAUAUGAAAGCUUCCAAAACCAAUGAGUCUGCACUACAAGAGGCUGAUACACAAGUGGAGUUUGAGAAGAAAGCUUUCUACACAGCCUCCAUGAAAUAUGUUCUCAAAUUGCAAGAAGUUCAGGAGAAGAAAAAAUUUGAGUUUGUUGAGAUACUCCUCAGCUACAUGUUGGGCUGGUUGACUUUCUACCAUCAAGGAUAUGUUGAUCUGGAAGACUUCAGGAGCUAUGAUAAUGAUUUAAGGCUCUUGUUACAAAAGACCAGAGAAAAUUUUGAGUGUACAAGAGACGAAGCGCAGAGUCUGAUGGGCCGUAUGUUGAAUGAAAACAAAGCUUUGCUUCAUGCAGCCCAGUGGAAACCUUCUGAUCAGUCUGGAACAUUAAAGGGUUUUACAAGACAAGGAUAUCUGUAUUUAAUGGAGAAAAAGACGCUCGGGACAACGUCAUGGACUAAAUAUUACUGCCAGUACAAGAAAGAUAGUAAAGAGUUCUUCAUGAUUCUCUACAAUCAAUUGGGUGGCAAAUUGAAUGAGCCUGAAAAGUAUACACUUGAAAAAUGUGUCAGGCGUGCAUCAGACUCCAUUGAGAAAAGGUUUUGCUUUGAUGUCACACUGAAAGAUAAGUUAGAAGACAGAACACAGGGAGACAGCUUUAAGUAUUUCACUGCCAGUGUCUUAAAAUCAUCUUUGAAAGCUCAUCAGCAUCCUAAAUUUGUCAGAGAAAGGUCAGGACCAUUGACUUUCCAAGCACUCUCUGAAGAUGACAGAAGACUUUGGCUGGAUGCAAUGGAUGGGAAAGAGCCAACGUAUACCAUGCAUAAGAUUAAAACAGAAGAUUCAAAUCUGGAUGAUGUGGGAUUUAACUUUAUCAAGAGGUCUCUAGCUGCCAUAGAAUCUAGAGGUUUACAAGAACAGGGUCUGUACAGAGUAGUAGGAGUCAAUUCCAAAGUCAACAAUCUCAUCAAAAUCGCCUUAGAUCCCAAGAAGACAGAGAAAAUCAACUUUGAGGACCCUUCAGUUUGGGAAACUAAAACAAUCACCAGUGCUGUAAAGACUUACUUGAGAUCUUUGCCUGAACCUUUGAUGACCUUUCAACUUCAUGAAAACUUUAUAAAAGCUGCCAAGCAAGAGAGUAAAACACUAAGGAUUCUAGAUGUCCACAAAUAUGUCCACCAGCUACCUGAUGCCAACUUUAGAAUGCUGGAUAUGUUGAUAGGACAUUUGAAGAGGGUGUCCGAGGAAUGUGAGUUGAAUAAGAUGACUGUGGCUAACCUGGGAGUGUGUUUUGGACCUUCUUUGAUGCGCCCUGAAGAGGAGUCUAUGGCUGCGAUUAUGGACAUAAAAUUUUGCAAUAUUGUCGUGGAGAUCUUAAUUAACAAUUAUGAACAGAUAUUCAAAAGUCCACCUGAUGGCACUGACGUAAGUGAAUCAAGAGUUAUUCCAAACACCAACCAGCCAGUCAAUAAGACCCCAGUACCCAACAAUAGCGAGCCGCCUGCUAAAGGGGCCCCAAAUUCUGGUCGUAAUGUUAACCACUCAGCCAACCAGCCUCAAAGACUCUAUGGAAAUGUUGCGCCAGUAAUGCCCAAUUCUUCUGGAGCAGUGCGGGUGAAGCCUAGGCCAGUGCAGAUCUUUAACUCAUCUACAGGAGGAUUUGACAUUCACAGUAGUACGAGCAGCAGUACUGAGUCACUCAAUUCAGCCAAGAGUAACCUGUCGCCUCGUGCAGUCUCAGGGAGUACAGUCCCAUCUGUUGCAGACGUUGCUGCUCUGAGGCGUGGCUCAAACACAAAAGAACCACCAACGUAUACAAAUGUGAAUCAAUUAGGGUUACGAGGAAACAUUUUGGAUCUGUAUUCUUGUUACUCAGCAUUCCAACCUCCACGACCGUCAAGGUACAACUUAAAUCUAUCUGGCAAUGAUGCUCCUGCCUUUGGAAGUGUGAAGAAGAGAAGCAGCAAUGAUUACAGUGGGCAGUCUUCAAUGUCAACAUCAAUGCAAGGAAGUCUGACUGGGAGUGUAUCUAGCCUAUCUUCUAGUAAACCACCUCGAAGAACUGUGCGAACAAAAUACAGAUGUGUUGGAGAUAAUGAGACUGAGCUAUCUUUCGAGGCCAACCAGUUAAUUCAUAAUGUUCGACCGUCAAGGGAACCUGGUUGGCUGGAAGGAACCUUGGACGGCAAGACUGGCAUAAUACCAGAAAACUAUGUGGAAUAUAUAGACAAUCUUGAUACUAACCAUUAGCCUGGCCUGUAGACUAAUAGGUCAAGGUCACACCUGGCCACUGUUUUUUUACCUUCUGCCAAGAGGAAUGUCAACCUAAUUUUUUUUUUGCUAAAUUGUAACUGGAUAGAAUUAUUAGCAAUGUUUUUAUGCGAUUGAAACCAAAUGUUAAACUAGGACAUAGGAUCAGACUUAGACAAUGGUUCAAGUUAUUAAAUAAAAAAGUUGUUGUUUUUUUCCAUAUUUUACAAAUUUUUAUAUGAAUAGAGGUUCACGGGCCAAUUUAAGUCUGUGGUCCUUAUUACUUUUAGAUUAUUAGCAUUGUCUUAAUUGUUUAUAAUAUUUUGUGUAAACAUCAGUUUUUGUAAGUGGUCUUACACAAGUUCUGUAUCCAGGUCCAUGAUCCCUCCCCCCUCAUAUGCUCAUUGGCAUAAACCUUUCUUUUAAAACUUUUAAUAUAGGAAAACACUCUACAAGCUUAGUGCAUUUCAUAGGCUGUAGAGCUAUCAUUGCUACCUGUUUAUCAAUAAGGUUUCUGUUAGCUAAUGUUUGAACUCAAAAACUCAAGUCUCGAAAGAUAAAUAACAAAGAGUGGCAGAAAUUGAUGAAGAAUUGAAGCUUUUUAAGUUUGUUUAAUUUUGCUUGACUUUCAAGUUUUAGCACAACUCAUUGUCAGAUUUGAGGAGAGGCUCAAUCUUAUAAUGAUUUGACUAAUUCUUUUGGGGAGGGACUCAUUCUUUUAAUGCUUUGACUAAUUCUUUUGGGGAGGGACUAAUUCUUUUAAUGCUUUGACUAAUUCUCUUGGGUAGGGACUCAUUUUUUUAAUGUUUUGACUAAUUCUCUUGGGGAGGGACUCAUUCUUUUAAUGCUUUGACUAAUUCUCUUGGCUAGUGUAAUGAAGGUGGUGCAGAGAGUGACACUCCUAAUGUUGAUGUGAUGCAAAACAAAAAUUACAAACUUGAUAUCAACCUACAGAAUAUCAAGUUGAUUUAAAGUACUGUGAUUUGUGAAAAGCUUUUUUUUUCCCUGUAAUAUGAACCUUCAUUGUGGAGGCCUUGUUCAUUUGUUUGUCCUGUUGCACUGGCUCAGUGGCAAAAUGAGAAUCUGCAACUGUUGUGUGAUUUGGAAGUAAAAUUUGUAAAUAUUUUUUGCUUGUGCGAUUUGAAGAAAUUGAUUUGCUCAUUUUAGUGUCAUUUGUUUGAAAUACAAACCUAAUCAAGUCACAGUUUGUAUUGCAAUGUGUGGGGCCUAUAUUGGUUUAACUUUGUAGAUAAAAUGCUAUAUGAGCCAAAUGUUUCUAGUGUAGAUCUUUAGACAUACAUGUAAGUGCUAACAAUGAGAUUUGUACUGUGUUCUUUUACUCAAGUGUUUAAAUUUCCAUUUUGAGAAUUAAUUUGAUUCUGACAUGGAAAUGAUUUUGCUGCUAGAAUGUGAAGGGAAAGUUGCCUUUAUUUAAAGGAAGACAAGGGAGGUUAUUGAAGUUUUAUUUAUAUUGGUUUGUAGAACUGUAUAGAACAUUGUUUCUCUUAACCACAUCUUAUACAUUUAAUAUAUAAACACUGGAAUAUUGACUAGGGUCAAUAAAUUAUAUAUUAUACUUCUAUGGUUUCAUUAGUUCUUAGUACUUGGUUUCAUUCUUUGGCUUCAAUAGUUGAAGCUGUUGCUUUUUUGUUUUUUCUCAAACUAAGCAAACUUGAAGAUUUUCUUUUGCAACUGGAUUUAAACACUGAAUUAAAAUCAGUGUAUUCUUGGUUCUAAGUUGGGGUAUGCAAGGUGUACAUCGUUCAAUUAGGCUGGUGAGAGGUCUUGUUCGCUUUUGCAAGCCUUAGGGUUCCAAGUGUGAUGCACAACUCUAGACGAUAAUUUGAAAUGGUUUGGGUACUUAUCAAAUUGGUCAUAUAUUAUGCAUAUUUCGAACCCUAAAAUGAGCAAAUAAAUUUGGAUCCUAUUCAUUUUACCAGGGACUGUGUUUAUUUUUAUUUGAUCACAUGACACAGAUGAAGUGGGUUGGUCUAGUCUUUGCUCUCAAUGAGGAGUGAAGAAAGAGUGAACUUUACUUCCUCAAAGAACUUUUCCCCAUAGAAGUAGGCCAAUUACUUUGUUUCAAACCAAGACCUAGUCUUUGUGAAAGUUGAAUUUAAAAAAAAAAAGGGUGAUUUAAAAACUAGAUCUGUGUAGGUGUGGUUGACUACAAUCUUGUUUUCCUGGGAUGAUGUUCCUGGAUGUUCUUCAAAUAACACAUUACUCAGCUGUGCGGGGUUGUGUUUGGUCCCAGUGUAUGGAACUGUUGCAUUCAUAAUAUUUGUGUUUACUACUUUGUUUGUAAAAGUGCCUCUUGAUUUGUUCACUUGGUGUCAGUACUAAACCAGACAGAGCAACUGUUACACCUGUAUCUGUUCAGUUAGUUGACUUAUAGUUUAACCAAAAUGAGGUUUUUUAAAAGAAUAAGUUUGGUGUUUUCCCAAAAUUUAAGUCAUUUUAUUCAUUCAGAAAUUAUUUGGGCUAUCUUUAACUGAACAUUCAAUUGGUUUUGAGAUGUCAGUUGUUUAAAUAUGUCAUUUUAAUUUUGUGCUUCUGUUUUUAACAUUUUAGAUUACCUCCGUUGUGUAAAGGGCUCUUUUUUUUUUUUCAAAUUUUAAGAAAAUAUCAAGGUUGUGAUAUAGGUCAUGAGUUUAUUUAGUUUGUUUGAAUCUUGUGUUGACAAUUUUAAAGAUAUAGACCUACAAGAUAAUUGUCGCCAGCAUAAUUCUUUGACCAUUUAUAUUUGACUUUUGUUUUAUCUUGCUUUGUGCAUUUUCUUGUCUACCUUUAAAACAAAAACUUUUUUUAAACAUUUCCUUUGAAUGUACAUAAUGGAAGAACUUUUGUGUACUUUGUACUUGCUUCUAUCAUUUGUUCAUCAUCUGAACUGUUCUUUAUAGCCCAUUCUUUGUCAAGAUUUGUGCUUUUACCUGUUCUGGUUAUUUUAAAUAGUUUUAGAGGUUGGCACAUUUGUGUCUUGAUAUGAUGUCUUUCUCUGUUAUAUGUUAUAUCUUUUGGUGACUAACUGUUUGAUACCAAAAUGGUUAAACUGGAAACCACAGUCAGAGGAUCUGUGUUGCAGGCAUAGUCGUUGCUAAAGUAACAUAACAUUCUUAUCGUCAGAGAAGUUAAUUGAUUAAUUUUAUUCAAGAACCUUGUAUGUAAUUGUACACACUGGAUCUUGUUGUUCAUUGUAAUAUAUUGAUUUAUUUUAGUGAGUUCAAAUAGGUCAACAUUAUUUAUAACUUGUACCUUCACUUUUCCUGUAGUCCAUUGGGUCACCACUAUUGAUCUGCUGGUCAGUUCUUUCUAUUAUCUCUUUUUUUUUCUGCCUCAUGAAGAUUUAAAUAUUUUGAAGAAAAUCUAUGAAUGUUUUUUUGGAUAUGAAAACAUGGCCAUUACAUUUCUUGGUAUGAGCUAGUCUUCAGGACAUAGAGGUGUUCCAUUUAUCUUGGAGUACACUGUCAGUCUCUGUUCAUUCCUAAAGUAUCUAAGUCAAGUUUCUUGGACUUUCCAACUCUACAAUUAAAUCCUUGGCCUAGGCCAAUGUCAGCAUAACUUGGGAACCUUUCAGCCUGACCUUUAGAUCAGAAAACAUAAAAAGUGCAUGCAUUGUGGAGUGAAUGAAAGCAGGGAAGAUUAAAAAUGAGAAUAAUUCUUUAGGUUUUUUUUUUUUUUUGCUUUUGUGAAAGAUGACAUUUUACAUAGGUCAGUGCCACCAGUGCUGGGCAACAUUAUAUUUUCACUGGAAUAUUUUCUUAUGUAAUGUUGGGAACUAGAUGAGUACAUAGUGACUGUAAAACAAAACACUUCACUUUGAACUUUCCCAGCCUGCAGCCUUCAAUGAAUUAGACUUGUUUCUGUUAUGUCUCCUACUCAAUUCACAAAACACAAUUAUUUUUGUUAUAUUACCCUAGCAAGUUUGUAUUACAUGUGAUAAGUAAAAGAUAACAUUUUUUAGGGGACAUACUUGCUAGUUGGAUUAUCAAAUGGGUAACAGGAGAAUGGAAGUAUAGAUUCAUGUUGCAUCAUCUAUAGUUCAAAGACAUAACAGUCUUUAGGUUGAAGUUUUUUUUCCUCUACCUUGUUCAAAUCAAAUACUGUUUAUAUAAAUGUUCGGUUCAUUUAGUUGCUUGACAUCAUUGACUUGGACAUUUGGUGCCGGUAAUUGGUUCAAAUAAUAUUUGCUGCAUAAAAGUGAGAUAAACCACUCAUGAUCUAAGAUUCACUUAUAUUUCUUUUCUUUCUUGAUUCAACUAUUGUGUUACCUUGUGCUUCAUUAUUCUUUUUGUUUUGUUAAUAUUUAAUACACAGAGGAUCUCAUUCUAAACUGAAUAACUUUUUUUUAAAAAUCUCUCCAUGUUCUAGUUUGAAAAUAAUGAGCAUAAUGGUCUUCUUUGAAACUUGUCCUACUCAGAAUACUCAUGCAUGUUGUCCAGUGGCUAGUAACCUAAUGAUACGUCACACAUGCAUUCCAUCUUAGACACUAUAUCUUCAAAUGAUUUUAUAUUUGAAUAGUUGCUGAUUAUUCUUUUAAAAAAACAACAUGGAAGACCACUGGUUCCAAACAAUCUAUCCCUUGAAAAUGUUACAAAUUAUAGAGGAAUUGAGCAAAUUCUUUGAUGUAUUUUGAAAGUUUCAAUGACUAGUGAUGUUUACUAUUUAAAGUUCUGUGUAAGUUUGUAAUCAUCUCUAAACAUGUUUGUCCUGAGGUAGUAAUGAAAACACAAAGUAGGAUGUAAACCAAGGUUUGCUUCUAUCUAGUUAUUUUGUGCUAGUAGAAACUUGUGUUUUUGUCUCCCAACAUUCCAGUGAAAUGAUCUUUGUAUCUGUUGCCUUGGUAGUUUUUGUUUGCCUUUUUCUUUUUAAAUGUUAUCAUUCUUAUGUUUCAAGUUAAUUACACAAAACACAGGAACCCAAAGUUGUGACCUGAAUUCUCAAAAAUCUUAAUGAUUAAGUUAGUGUCUAUAUCACAGAUGUUUGACAUUGUCUAGGUGGUUCAGAAAUCUCUUUCUAAACACAUCAGUUGGCUCUUUGCCCUGCCUUUUGUUCAUUUCUU
Molecule: messenger RNA, 7889 nt
Organism: Biomphalaria glabrata
Lineage: Eukaryota; Metazoa; Mollusca; Gastropoda; Planorbidae
Product: rho GTPase-activating protein Graf-like
Exons: 30
Coding region: 143-2830 (895 amino acids)
Biological process (GO): signal transduction
Cellular component (GO): cytoplasm
Molecular function (GO): GTPase activator activity; protein binding
Source: RefSeq, a predicted model, not a curated record